Messenger RNA from Olea europaea var. sylvestris, 993 nucleotides. RefSeq lists its product as uncharacterized. The record is from RefSeq and is a predicted model, not a curated record. Lineage: Eukaryota; Viridiplantae; Streptophyta; Magnoliopsida; Lamiales; Oleaceae. The transcript has a single exon. The coding region runs from base 1 to 993 and encodes 330 amino acids. Gene Ontology annotation, molecular function: nucleic acid binding; zinc ion binding.
AUGGCAUCACCUACUCAUACGAAUUUGAUGCGCGAUUUACUACGAGCAGUACAAGAGUUGAGCAGGCAAAAUCAAGCACCACAACCACAAAAUGUACUGCCACAGCAGAAUGCACCACGUUUUGCCCCUGGAGCUGUCUCAGUGGUUGAGCAGUUUCGUAGGUACAAGCCUCCCACUUUUGACGGUAAUUCUGAACCACUAGUUGUCGAAGAGUGGAUAAGAGGCCUGGAGCGCAUAUUUCGACACAUUGCUUGUACGGAUGCACAGAAAGUAUUAUGCGCGGAAUUUAUGUUGAUUGGAACAGCUGGUCACUGGUGGGAAUCUGUUUCACGUACAAGGACGGAAGAGCAGCAACGCAAUCUGACUUGGGAGCAGUUUAAAGAUGAAGUGAUGGCAAAAUAUUUCCCACGGGCUUUGAGGGACUUCAAGGAAUCAGAAUUUCAGCAGCUCAGACAGGGAAACAUGUCACUUAUUGAUUAUGAAAGACAGUUUGAGCAGCUCUCAAGGUAUGCCUCGCACUUGAUGGAUACAGAAGUUAAGAAGAUUAGGAGGUUCGAGAAUGGACUGCGCCCUGAGAUCGGCAUGAUCAUUAUGUCCCAUCGUUUCACCUCAUAUCGUGAAAUGUUGGAGAGGGCUCAUGCUAUUUCAUAUCAGAGGACCUCAUUUGAACAGUAUGCCCAGCAGAGCAAGGAGUCGUUGGGGAAAAGGAAGUGGAGUGAUCAAAGUAAGAACAGACAUAACUGGCACAAUAAAAGGCCAAGCACAGGAGUUCGUAUUGGUGGGACGAGUGGGAGUAUUACACCCUGUCCUAAGUGUAAUAAACUCCACAGAGGUGAAUGUUUACUUGGGAAGAACAUGUGUUUUCGGUGUGGUAAGCCCAGACACAUUGCUCUCCACUGCAUAGAGCCUCCAAAGAAGAAAGAUGAUGAUCAAGACAAGAAUAAGAAAGCAAAGGCUCGAGUUUUUGCACUGAAUCAACAUGAGGCGGAGUAG